Molecule: messenger RNA, 1578 nt
Organism: Dichotomopilus funicola
Lineage: Eukaryota; Fungi; Ascomycota; Sordariomycetes; Sordariales; Chaetomiaceae
Exons: 4
Coding region: 1-1578 (525 amino acids)
Molecular function (GO): N,N-dimethylaniline monooxygenase activity; flavin adenine dinucleotide binding; NADP binding
Source: RefSeq, a predicted model, not a curated record
AUGGCUUCUAGAACCCCACCAGAAAAGGCCCAAGAAACACCCCCCGAACCCGACCCCAUCUACACAACCUUCCUCUGCAUCGGCACCGGUUUCUCCGGCAUCUGUCUCGGCGCCACCCUAGCCCGGUGCUACACCCUCCUCUUCCUCUCUCACGACUCCGCACCCGGCGGAACCUGGCACACCAACACCUACCCCGGCGCCGCCUGCGACGUGCCCUCAGCCCUCUACUCCUACUCUUUCGCGCCCAACCCUGCGUGGACAAGAGUUCUGCCGCCGGCGAAAGAGCUGUGUGCUUAUUUGACGGGUGUGGCGGACAGGUAUGUGGGGAGGGAUGGGAGGACACUGAGGGAGAGGAUGGUUUUUGGGGUGGGGGUUGAGAAGUGUGUGUGGGAUGGGGGGAGGGGGGUUUGGAGGGUUACUGCGCGGAAAGUGGAUGGUUCCAGGGAGGUGGUCGUGUAUGAGUGUCGGUUUUUGUUUUCGGCUGCGGGGCAGUUUGAUAAGAUCCGUACGCUAGACGUGCCCGGGGCGGAGACGUUUGCCGGACCGGUUUUCCACUCGGCGCGGUGGAGGGGGGAUGUGGAUUUACGCGGGAAACGGGUGGUUGUUUUUGGGAAUGGGUGUACGGCCGCCCAGAUCGUGCCGUCCAUCGUUGGGGAGACGGCGCAUUUGACACAGAUUGUGCGGUCCAAACACUGGGUUUAUCCGCCUGUGGACCGGAAGGUUCCGCGGUUUGUGCGGACACUACUGGGGACGGUGCCUGGAUUGGGGGCGGUGCAGAGGUUUGUGGUGUAUGUGGUUGCCGAGGCGGCGUGGACGGGGUUUAGGUUGGAUGAGGCCGGGAAGAGGUAUCGGGAGCGGAAGAAGAGGCAGGCGGCGGAGUAUAUGCGGGGGACGGCUCCUGAAAAGUAUCAUGAGAUGUUGAUUCCGGAUUUUGAGAUUGGGUGCAAGAGGAGGAUUUUUGAUUCCGGGUAUUUGGAGAGCUUGCAUGCGGAGAAUUUGACGUUGACGAAUGAGAAGGCGGUCGAGAUCUUGCCGCAUGGGGUGCGCAUGGCGAGUGGGGAGGUGGUCGAGGCUGAUGUGUUGGUGUUGGCGAAUGGGUUUGCGACGAACCAGUAUUUGGGGGGGGUUGAGUUUGUGGGGGAGGAUGGGGAGACGUUGGCGGAGCAUUGGAAGCCGUUUGGGGGGCCCGAGGCGUAUAAUUGUACGUCGCUGAGCGGGUUUCCGAAUAUGUUUUUCCUCUUGGGCCCCAACACAGCCACAGGCCACACCUCGACCGUAAUGGCCAUCGAAAACGCCGUCAACUACUCCCUCCGCGUCCUACAGCCCGUUCUCGAAGGCCGCGCAGGACUCGUCCGUCUCAAGCGCUCCGCCGAAGAGGCCUACUCCCGCCGCAUGCAGGACGCUCUGCAGAAGACGGUCUGGAUGUCGGGAUGCAACAACUGGUACAUCCGCGGCCCGGGCGGGAAAGUCUGGAAUGGGAUGACCUACCCCUGGAGCCAGGCGCGGUAUUGGUAUGAGUGUUUGUUUCCGGUUUGGAGGGAUUGGGAGUAUAGUAAUCCGAACUCCAAGCUAUUUUAG